This is a messenger RNA of Paramuricea clavata, 978 nucleotides long. The record is from the annotation of a GenBank genome assembly. NCBI's taxonomy places the organism in Eukaryota, Metazoa, Cnidaria, Anthozoa, Malacalcyonacea, Plexauridae.
AUGACAAAGGUAUAUUAUCGUAUCCUGAUCUUGUUCUACACUGUCCAUUCCAGAUUUAAUUUCCUGGUGGAGCGCAAUGUUGGUCUUCAAAAAAUCCGCCUGCCAAAUCAAGGAAAUUGCAAACGCAUGCUCGAUACGAUAACCAAGAAUUGCCACCACGUGACCGAGCUAGCAUUACAAGAUGCCAUCGACGAGGAUCGACUGUUACUAGACGACGACACAUUCCGACGAUUCGCCGAACGUUUCCCGAUGUUGCGUAUGCUCGAUUUGACAUGGUGCUGUCAUAUUACAGACAAAAGCCUGGAGUAUAUAGCAAGGAAUUGUUCCGAACUCAGAUACCUGCAUAUCAGAGAAUGUCCUAUGAUUACAGACGAGGGGAUAAGGUCUAUAGCAAAACGCUGUCACUUUUUAGAUGAUCUACAUUUAGAACGACAAACUUUAGUCAACAAUGACUGCUGCUAUGCGAUACGUGAUCAUUUACACUACAUGACGUCUUUAGGGUUGAUAGACACUUGCGUUACCGAUUUGGGGAUCGAUGUCAUUACGACGAGUGCCGAAAAUCUCCGAGCGCUAAGAAUCGGAGAGAACUGUUUUCGGCCCCAAAACAUCAAAGGGGUUUGUUUAAACUCUAUCGCACAGAAAUGCAAUCGGCUUGAAAAACUUCAUGUAUUUUCAAUCAAAAUGGACGAUACGAACUUGGUACCCCUUUGUCAGAAUCUGGCCGAGCUGCGCGAACUUCAUUUGGGUGCCUGUGGACGAGUCUCUAGAACAGGCAUACAAGAGCUGACAGAAAAGUGCGGGAAAUUAACGGAGCUUCGCUUAUACGGUUGCCCGAGUUUCAGGGACUGUCAUUUGGAUAUUAUGGCGUCGAAAAUGCCGGAAUUGAGACGGCUUGAGAUUUUUGGCUGCAACAAAAUAACGGAAGACGGAGCGAGCAAAUUUGGCGAAAAACGACCAGACUGCUUUUUGAAUGUUUAG